GCCGGUUAAGUAGGGGCGAAUUGCCAUAACCAACAAACGCAGUGAAUUCAAGUUUCACACUAAAAGGCGCGAGUAAAACGCAAAUUAAAUUUAUACGUUUACAUUAAUGAAAAAUUCAAAAACGAUAUAAUUUUGGCAAUUACUUUUAAGAUUUAAAGUUUUAUUUAAGUUGUUUAAAUAUAUUUUAUGGAUAAACAAAACUGACCUAAGUCAACAGGUGGCAACGGAGCGAUUUCUAAUGCGCCUGCGCUCUCCCUGGAAUGUAUGUAUCUGCAAGAAGAAGAAAAGUUUUCUUUUUACACAAAAGCCAAAAAGUAAUUCUGGUCAAUGUAAAUCUUUAAAUAAUAUAUUCCGAAAUGCACUUGGAACUGAUAAUUAUAGCUGGUUUAGCUGCCUUUGGCCUGGCAACUGUGGUGGACACCACCACCAAACUGGAGGCCAAUGUGGGCGAAUUGUUCACCUAUAAAAUUGAGCCACAAUUGUUCAAUUGGACCCACCAGGUGAUCAGCGAACAGUUUCGCUAUCGUCCCUCGUUGAAGAGCUAUCCGGAUUUGCCCAGUUGGUUACGUUAUAUGUACAGUCAUGAGUAUCACGCGGGCUUCCUUUACGGGACACCACCCAAAUCCAUUGCGGGCGGACACAUUCAUCUCGAUGUGGUGGCCUUGAAUCGUCAGAACUAUGAGACGCGUCAUGUGGUAAUCUCGUUAUUUGUGGCCCACAAGUUUCCCACUCCGAAUGUGGUGCAAAUGAAAAUUGAUAAUCUCAAUUGGGUGCACUUCAUGGAUCCCGGCAGAGUUGAGAAUUUGAGAAAUAUAUUCCGCAAAGAUCUAUGGCCGGGUAGCAAAGAGGAUCUGAGUGUUAUAUUUAUGGAGUCGGCGGUCAAUAUGGGCGGAAGAUUACCCCUACGGCCGCAGCAACGAGAGGGGGUCAUUGUUCAUGUAGGCAGCUUUGCUCAGUUUUCUCCACGCCUCCAGGAGCUGCAAGAGGAAGUCCGUCCUUUGUAUAAAUUGCCCACUUGCACUUACAAACGGACAUCUGUGCAGAAGAUUUUCGAGAAUGUGGGUUUCAAGCUGGAUUGGUGUGCCUUCAAGAUGGUCGGCGUGGAAUCACCCACCGAGAUACUCUAUCAUAGUGGCAAACAGAACGAGGAGCAACAGCGUCAGCCAAUCGAUCGUUGGAUGGGCAUUUCCCGUGACGAUGUCCCCGUGCGGAAUUAUAUCGAUGAGUUUGCCUUCGCCUUUGCCAUUCCGGGAGUGAUCUUUGCCAUCCUUGUGGGCAUGCUAUCGGCCGUACUUUGCUUCCAUCAUGAGAAGUUUUAUGAUCCACAUUCGGAAUUUUUCUUUGCAAACAUUUUUCACAUCUGUGAAGAGUCUUGCCACCGAAAGUCAAGUAGUGUCACCAGCUCGAACAGUUCACUCCAUUUGGACAUGUCGUCGACGGUGCAAAUGGUACAAUGCUCGGAUACCAAGACAGCUCAACCGAUCACCACUCUAAAGAGUCUCAAGGAUCCUAAUUUCCUUUUGGACAACACUAGCAUUCGUUCUCAAAGUCCCAAUAAUAGUUUCUAUCAGUUGGACUGCGGCACUUCUGUUGGGGGCAGCCUCUAUGCUCGUCCCAAGCCUCCACCCUAUAAGGGUAACAAUGGACUCGGUGUGGAUAUAUGACAAACAUCGCCCAGAGUGCUCUAUUGCUAAGACUACGGACACUUCGGGAGAAUAAAACCAAAAAGUAAAAAAUUUCAAAGCAAUAUUGAAACUUAUUAUAUCACGCAUAUAGACACGCGCAUAAACCAUAUCGAUAAUGGGACUUAUAAAUACUCUACAAAUUAACAAUAAUCAAUAAUAAUCUAGUUUGCUGUUUCAAUUAGUGGCCAUAAAUAAAUUAUUAAUAUUUGAA
Drosophila willistoni is the source of this 1896-nucleotide messenger RNA. It is a transcript of the gene Scgalpha, whose product is annotated as epsilon-sarcoglycan. Bases 357 to 1664 code for a protein of 435 amino acids. The transcript has 5 exons. The record is from RefSeq and is a predicted model, not a curated record. Gene Ontology annotation, molecular function: calcium ion binding. Lineage: Eukaryota; Metazoa; Arthropoda; Insecta; Diptera; Drosophilidae. Gene Ontology annotation, cellular component: sarcoglycan complex; membrane.